Conger conger (European conger) is the source of this 1594-nucleotide messenger RNA. Its product is annotated as aldehyde dehydrogenase family 3 member A2-like. Gene Ontology annotation, cellular component: cytoplasm. Gene Ontology annotation, biological process: aldehyde metabolic process. The transcript is spliced from 10 exons. Bases 110 to 1594 code for a protein of 494 amino acids. Gene Ontology annotation, molecular function: aldehyde dehydrogenase (NAD+) activity. The record is from RefSeq and is a predicted model, not a curated record. NCBI's taxonomy places the organism in Eukaryota, Metazoa, Chordata, Actinopteri, Anguilliformes, Congridae.
CAAAGAUCAAGCUCUUAAGGGUCGUUGAGCACAGAAGUUUAUUGGGACAUCUGAACUAGAUUUACCUCCACCGAGCCACUCUCUUCAAGGUGUGUGCUCCCAGCUCGCUAUGGAGAAGCAGGUGGUGGAAAGCAGCAGAGCAGCCUUUCUGUCUGGGAGGUCACGAGCCCUGGGGUUCAGAGUUCAGCAGCUGAAGGCCCUCCGCAAGAUGAUGACAGAGCGCAGGUCCGACAUCUGUGAAGCUCUCAAACAAGACCUGAACAAGAGCGGGUUCGACGCGCAGCUGUUCGAGCUCCUGGGUCUGGAGGGGGAGAUCUCGCUGGCGGUGGACAGGCUGGCAGAGUGGGCUAAGCCUCGGCCCGUGGAGAAGACCCUGCUCACCAUCUCUGACCAGGUGUUCAUCCAGCCGCAGCCGCUGGGCGUGGUGCUCAUCAUCGGAGCCUGGAACUACCCCUGGGCCGUCACCUUACAGCCCCUGAUCGGAGCCAUCGCUGCUGGUAAUGCUGCAGUGGUGAAGCCCUCAGAGCUGAGUGAGCACUCCUCCAGGCUUUUAAAGGAGCUCUUGCCUCAGUACCUGGACGAGGAGAUGUAUCCCGUGGUUACGGGGGGUGUUCCAGAGACCCAGGAGCUGCUGAGGCAGCGCUUUGACCACAUCUUCUACACGGGGGGCAGCAGUGUGGGGCGGCUGGUGAUGGAGGCUGCCGCCAGACACCUGACCCCAGUUACCCUGGAGCUGGGAGGGAAGAGCCCCUGCUACAUACACAAGGACUGUGACCUCACAAUCGCCUGCAGGCGAAUAACCUGGGGGAAGUUUACAAACUGCGGUCAGACCUGCAUCGCCCCCGACUACAUCCUGUGUGAGCCCAGCAUCCAGGCCACGGUGGUGGAGGAGAUCCGCCGCACCCUGCAGGAGUUCUAUGGUGACGACCCCAUGACCUCCCCAGAUUACGGACGCAUCAUCAGUCAGCGCCACUUCAGCCGAGUGGUGGCCCUGCUGGAGGGCUGCACAGUGGCACUGGGGGGCAGCAGCGACCAAUCACAGCGCUAUAUCGCCCCCACCGUCCUGACGGAGGUGGCGGCUGACUCUAAGGUGAUGCAGGAGGAGAUCUUCGGCCCCCUGUUGCCCAUAGUAACGGUCAGCGGGGUGGAGGAGGCGAUCCGCUUCAUCAACGAGAGAGAGAAGCCCCUGGCCCUGUACGUCUUCUCCUCCAGCAACAAGGUGACGCAGCGCAUGCUAGCUGAGACGAGCAGUGGGGGCGUGACGGUGAACGACGUGAUGAUGCACUACACCCAGAGCUCUCUGCCCUUUGGGGGCGUAGGUCUCAGUGGGAUGGGGCAGUACCAUGGCCGGCACACCUUUGACCAGCUGAGCCACCUGCGUGGCUGCAUGCUACGUCCCCUGGCCCUGGAGGGCCUGAACCGGGCCCGCUACCCGCCCCAAGACCCCGCCCGGCUGCGUCGGGCCAGCUUCUUCAUGCUCACACGUGUGGCCUCCUGCCCCCAGCUCUCCUGUGUAUGGACCCUCCUGGCCUCCAUUCUGGCUCUGGGGCUGCUGAUCGCCCUGCUGGUACUGCUGUUGAAGGGGAGGAUAUAG